Molecule: messenger RNA, 689 nt
Organism: Striga asiatica
Lineage: Eukaryota; Viridiplantae; Streptophyta; Magnoliopsida; Lamiales; Orobanchaceae
Source: the annotation of a GenBank genome assembly
CUCAAUUUCAACAUUCUAUUUUGACUUUAUAAGACUUGAAUGAUCUCUCACAAGUACGAGUUUUCCUAUAAAAAGUGACAUUCAGGGCUUGAUCCAAUCAAAAUAAUAUUUUGGAUUUUAGAGUAAGUUGUGGAAAUGAUAAGAGUUGGUGUGUUAUCUCUAGUGGUUUUGUGCUUCAUCUCGUCUUUGAGGGUUAUUAAUGCCACAGAAGAAGAUGAAGCUGCAGCUUUGCUGGCCUUUAAAAACAAUCUUCACGAUCCUACAAACACUCUUAAGAGUUGGAACACCGAUAACGGCCUGCCUUGCAGUCUUUUAGUUGCCCUUUGGUUGCAUAUCAGCUGCAACUCAAAGCAAGUUAUACGAAUUGACCUCGGCGGACAGAAGUUAAAAGGGAAACUGGUCCCGGAUCUCGGAAAAUUGACUGCUCUGCAGAGUUUGUAUGUUAUUCUCAAUAAAGUUUCAAUGUUUGAAUAUUGGAUUUGGAUCCAAGAAAACAUAUAUAUUGCUAUCUCACUUCAACAAGCUAGAGAGUUUAGAUUAAAGAUACAAACCCAUGAGAUGAGAGUUCAUCAUUUUUAUUAAAUUAAAGUAACAGACAACGCCAUUAAUUUAAUAUUUAUUUUGGAUGCUCGUACGGUAGGAACUGUUUGUCCCAUUUUUGUUACGUUAGUCGUGUCUAUUUUCUCUUC